UAUGUACGGCACAUAACUCGCAGUUUUUUUUAUUCGGCAAUAACUGUCAUGCAGGUGGAAUUUGCGUCUCGGCUAUUGCCACAGCGAUGGGUCAAAACUGGGCAACUGAGUUCAUCAGAUUCGGAGGAUUAAUGAUUUCAUAGAUUCCAGACAGAACAAAUUCUCCACUCGCUAUUACUCCGAUGUAAUGGAGCUGUCAUAGUGGCAUAUGAUGCUAAACUGGUCCUUCUGCUGCGCACCUGAGGAUGGACAUUAUGAUUGGGAAAAUACACAAUACUGUAUUUUUUUAGGAGCUCAGUAGACUAUUUUUCGUUGUCACUGCGUCAUUCAUAGCUUGAAUGGAACGACGAUUUUUAUAGCAUGACUUCAUGAGAUUCAUUCAUGUUUUGUGUAGAUGUACUGUAUAAAGCAGAAACUAAAUGGAAGGUGAGAAUGGUCGCUGUAGCUGACUGCACGGUUUCAUUAAACCUGGUCUAAAAUCAGCCUGGCAGCUCGAAAUCGCAGUGAAAGUAGCUCUGUUUGAAGAACGCAUCAUGGAUGAAGUGAAUGGAAGUGAAUGUGUGCCUGAUCUGAAAGAGUUGGAGGUGAAGGUGGGGAGGAAGACGCCGGAAGGAUUGCUCAGGUGGAUGCGACAAGACGCAGCGCAACGCGGCGAGCACAGCAAAGUCAUCCGGCAGGAGAGCGCACACAGCGGCGAGCAAGGACUGGAUGAGAAGAUCAGGAAGCUGAAAGUCGAGAUGGCUCAUCUCCGGGCGGUGGAUGUGAAAAUCCUGCAACAACUUGUGGCACUGCACGAGGGCAUUGAGGCUGCAAAAUGGCUUAUGGAAGAGCGUGGCCUGCUUACCAGCCACUGCAGCAGCUUGACAGGUAGUCAGUACAGCCUUGGAGGCAGCUGGAGCAGCCUGCAUGAGCCCCAUGACAAGCUGGAUAACAUCUCCAUCGGUAGCUACCUGGACACACUGGCUGAUGAUCUGGAUGAAUACUGCACCUCCAGUGGUGCUGAGUCAGUGCUCUGCUCUGCACCUGCAUGCACAGACAACUCUAAACCCGCUCAGGUGAAACCCAAUGGCCCUAAAGGGGACGUGAGACCUUCUAACCUGGACUCUAACCAUGAAGAAGCCAGUAAGAGUAAUGGAGCUAAUACUCCAGUCUUGGAUGGCACAGUUAAGCAAGACACAGACUCCCCUAAGGCUCUUGCAGCUGAGAGACUGGCAAAGACCCUGAGCCCUAAGGGUAAGAUUUACAAGAAUGGCAAGGUAGAACUGGAAAGCUGCAAAAUGAAUGGUAAAGUGCACUUGGAGUAUGAUGCACACUGGCGCUGGGUGCAGUCACAGGAUGAUGUAACAUUUUUGUAAGGGUUUAAAGGAUUAUAUGCUGGUUAUAUUUUGGACUUCAGAGCCUUAUUGGUCAGAUUGAUUUAACUAUGGGAUCGGUAAUUAACAACACUGUCAUGUUCUUUUAAACUGACUGCCGAGCUUAAAUGGACUCAGAUAUAGAGAUAUGAUGUCAAAGUUCCCAAGGGGCCAAAGCUUAUAAAGCAUGAACUUCAGAUUUGUCUUUACAAUCAUUUAUGUGCACAGAUGUUUAUCUAUUAAAACUCUUCUGCUCAGUGAUUUCCAGUUCUGGUGCUAGAUGGACUUGUGUUGGAGCAGGAACGUUAGUGAAAAUGCAGGGAAGGAAACUGGCAGGACAAGAGCUGGGAAUUGCUAAUGCAGUAUUUUAUAUGCGACUGUGGAAUCCUGUUCCUUUAAAUAUUUCUUUGCAGAGACGUGGUUGAUAAACUCAAGCAAUUUCUGUGUUAAUAUUCGGUGUUAAUUAUUAGAUCUUUUGGUUUCUGGUUUUUAUUUGGUUCAAGUUGACCAAUACAACAUCUAUUUACAUAUAACAUUUAUUUUGUAUUAAGUGUUUUAUUUAAAACAGCCUGGUAAGUGAUCAUUAUAAAAAAAAAAUGAAAGAAUUCUUAUUUUCAUGUAAACUCUGAAGGGGACUGAAAUACAAAGAUAUGAAGAGUGGAUCAGCUGACAAUUAUUAAGUAUUUUAGAGAGGACCAAAGUUUUUAGCUAAUAAACACAAGAUAUCAUAGUGAUAUUUUUCUAUUUAAUCGAAAGUUAAAUGUUCCAUAAAUAUAACAUUUGCAGUAUAAAAUUAAUGCACAUUUAUUCAAUUGUUUUAGUUUAUGUUGCAACGGCACACUGUGGCAGACCCGUGCUCAGACUAUCAGGUUCGAGGUUGGAAUAUGCAAACAGAAAAGACAAAGAAAUUCGUUUAUUUUAGUGAUGAGAUGUUUAAUAACUGAACAUAGAGAUAUAAUCUAACAUGAAUGGUAUUUCAUUUUGUUGUAUUGGUAGUUCAGAAUUUACUGAAAUGAAAAGACAACAAAAGGACAGUGUAAAUUUUAUCUGGAGAGCUGCGAGCAAUCAGGAUGAUUUCCGUGUGUACUUUGAUCACAGAAUCCACGCCUACGUGAAUAUGCUUGUGCAAUAUGAUUAAAUAUAUUGUCAGUCGAUUUAAAUAUAUAUGUAUUGAACUAAUUCAGAUAAAUGUGGCCUGUCGAUUUAUGCUGGGUCAUGCAACCGCAUUUUGACCCACUCUUAUGUAACCAUGUAGUAGUGUAGAGGCACAUUAAUGUAGUGAGAUCUUCAUGAUUGUGAAUGCAGGGAAUUGAAUGCAUGGAAAUUAUGGGUUUGUGUAUUUGAGAGGUCAUAUUUUGCUAUGGGUUCUGUAUUAAAGAAAUAUUUAUAUUAAUUAAAAAGAAAAAGGUUUUUAUAUUAGUGAUAACCCAUUUUAGUUUUGCCUGUUUUACUUAUAAGAGAACUGCACUGCUGUAAUAGUUUUAUGUAAUGAAGUUAUAAAUG
This is a messenger RNA of Tachysurus vachellii, 2855 nucleotides long. It is a transcript of the gene lurap1, whose product is annotated as leucine rich adaptor protein 1. NCBI's taxonomy places the organism in Eukaryota, Metazoa, Chordata, Actinopteri, Siluriformes, Bagridae. The coding region runs from base 534 to 1355 and encodes 273 amino acids. The record is from RefSeq and is a predicted model, not a curated record. Gene Ontology annotation, biological process: positive regulation of canonical NF-kappaB signal transduction; positive regulation of cytokine production. The transcript has 2 exons.